AUGGCUCUUGAGACCUGGCUAAUAAAGGUAAAAACAGCAAUAUCUCAUAGUUUUGAUUCAGUCAUAACCUCCAAUCCAAUCCCAAAACCAUCAAAGAAAUCUUCGGUUGGAGUGUUAGCUUUCGAAACUGCAGGUCUUAUGUCAAAGCUUUUCCAUCUUUGGCAAUCUCUUUCAGACAAGAACAUAAUUCGAGUGCGCAAUGAUUCCAUCUCUCUUGAAGGGGUACGCAAAAUAGUCUCAAAUGAUGAGUCAUUCCUUCUCGGCCUCGCGUGUGCAGAGAUGGCUGAGAACCUUAGGCUCGUGGCCAAGUCUGUUUCAAGGUUAAGCAAGAGGUGUGAGGACUCGAGUUUGCGUCGUUUCGAAAGUUUGUUCGAUGAGUUUGCCAACUUGGGGCAUGAUUCUAAUUGUUGGGUCUUGAGUUGGAAAGACAUGGAAGCCAAAACCAAGAAGUUGGACAGGUACGUGACCGUCACGGCGACGCUGUAUAAAGAGAUGGAGGAGCUGUCUGUAUUGGAGAAUGGAUUAAGAAAAGCUUUACAGUGUGGUGAACUUGAAGGAACAACCAAAGAACAAAAGGUUAUGGAUCUUCAACAAAAGAUAUUCUGGCAGAGACAGGAGGUGAAGUAUCUAAAAGAGAGAUCUCUUUGGAAUAGAAGCUUUGAUACUGCAGUUUUGAUUCUUGCUAAGUGCAUUUUCACUAUUUUAGCAAGGAUCAAGUUGGUUUUUGGCAUAGCGCAUGGCUAUCCAACUUCUCUACCUCGCAGUCUCUCAGCUUCUGCGACAGUGCAUCCAUCUGAAAACCCUACUACUUGUAACUUUGUGUCAGGACCAUUGAAGAGCUCAAAACUUGAAGGAAAUAAGGAUUUCAGUAAUGGGUUUUUCGAGUCGAAUUCAAAGCUUCUAAAGCCACCGGCAACUACGCUUGGCGCCGCCGCUUUAGCCCUACACUAUGCAAAUUUGAUUAUCGUUAUGGAAAAGAUGAUCAAGUCACCACAACUUGUUGGUGUGGAUGCAAGAGAUGAUCUUUACGCAAUGUUACCAAACAGUAUAAGGUCUUCACUAAGGGCUAGACUGAAAGGAGUAGGGUUUUCGGCGAGUGAUCCAGUUCUUGCAGCAGAAUGGAGGGAUGCUUUAGGGAGGAUAUUGGGGUGGUUAUCACCAUUAGCACAUAAUAUGAUCAAAUGGCAAAGUGAAAGGAGCUUUGAGCAGCAAAAUUUGAUGCCAAAAACCAAUGUUCUUCUUUUGCAGACAUUGUUUUUCGCCAACAAAGAGAAGACUGAAGCUGCCAUUACAGAACUUUUGGUGGGUUUGAAUUAUAUCUGGAGGUUUGAAAGGGAGAUGACUGCCAAGGCCUUGUUUGAAUGUGCCAACUUCAAUGGAUUCUUGAAUCCUCAGAAUUCCAGCUAG
Messenger RNA from Dovyalis caffra, 1407 nucleotides. Lineage: Eukaryota; Viridiplantae; Streptophyta; Magnoliopsida; Malpighiales; Salicaceae. The record is from the annotation of a GenBank genome assembly.